Molecule: messenger RNA, 3342 nt
Organism: Rosa rugosa (rugosa rose)
Lineage: Eukaryota; Viridiplantae; Streptophyta; Magnoliopsida; Rosales; Rosaceae
Product: disease resistance protein RUN1-like
Biological process (GO): defense response; signal transduction
Molecular function (GO): ADP binding
Source: RefSeq, a predicted model, not a curated record
AUGCCUGGUGAAGCAUCCUCUUCCAAUUCUCCUCCUUGUCGAUUUAGCUACGACGUGUUCCUCAGUUUCAGAGGCGAAGACACCCGCAAGACUUUCACCGACCACUUCUACACGGCCCUGGUCAACGCCGGAAUCCGCACUUUUCGAGACGACGACGAAAUCGAGAGAGGACGCGAUAUCAAGCCGGAGCUGAACAAAGCCAUCCACCGAUCACGCAGCUCCGUCGUCGUCUUUUCCAAAGACUACGCCUCUUCCCGAUGGUGCCUCGACGAGCUUGUCGUCAUUCUCCAACGCCACGCCGACGACGCUCGCGGUCAUGUCGUUUUGCCGGUGUUCUACGACAUCGAUCCGUCUCAUGUGAGGAAGCAGACCGGAAGUUUUGCCGCAGCUUUUGCUAGAUACCGGAAAACUCAAUCGCCGGAGAAGGUACAGAGUGAAGCACCUGCACAAGUUGCAGAUCUGGCUGGGAUGGUGUUGCAGAACCAAGCUGAUGGGUACGAAUCAAAGUUUAUCCAAAAGAUUGUUAAAGUGAUUGGAAGAAAACUAAGUCGCACACCCUUGAGUGUUGCCCCAAACCUUAUUGGCAUCCAUUCUCGAGUCAAAAACAUUAGUUUAUGGUUACAAGAUGGAUCAACUGAUGUUGGCACACUUGUAAUUUAUGGGAUGAGUGGAAUAGAGAAGACAACCAUUGCAAAAUUUGUUUACAAUUCAAACUUCAGAAGAUUUGAAGGAAGUAGUUUCCUUGAAAAUAUCAAAGAAAUCUCAGAACAACCCAAUGGCUUAGUUCAAAUACAAAUGCAACUUCUUUCUAAUAUCUUAAACGGAAGAAAGGUGAUAAUACACAGUGUUAGUGAAGGAAUCACUAAGAUUGCAGAUACCAUAAACUCUAAAAGAGUUCUUCUUGUUCUUGAUGAUGUGGAUCAUUUGGACCAAUUAGAUGCAGUACUUAGGUUGCACGGCCGGUUUUAUCCAGGAAGUAAAAUCAUAAUAACAACCAGGCAUUUGAGGUUGUUAAAGGCUCAGUAAGUUACUAAGGUGCAUAAUGGAACUUUGGAUUACAAGGAAUCAUUGGAACUCUUCAGUUGGCAUGCUUUCGGGCAGGGCCUUCCCAUCGAAAGUUACAUGAAACUUUCAGAGAAAGUAGUACACCAGAGUGGAGGACUUCCGUUAGCUCUUAAAGUUUUGGGCUCUUCUUUAUUUGGGGAAAGUUUAACUGUAUGGGAAAGUGCAUUACAGAAAUUAGAAGCUAUUCCUAAUGGUGAAAUCAUGAAUAAACUCAAAAUAAGCUACGAGUCUUUACAAGAUGAUCAUGACCGCAAGUUGUUCCUCCACAUUGCUUGUUUCUUUAUUGGAAAUGACAGAUAUAACAUUGUGAGGUUACUAGAUGAGUGCAAUUUGUAUACUACUGUUGGCAUUCAAAAUCUUGUUGAUAGAGGUUUAGUAACCCUUGAUGGAUAUGAUAAGGUGCAGAUGCAUAAUGUUAUCCGUGACAUGGGAAGAGGAAUUGUUUGCCAAGAAUCAGAGGAUCCUGAAAAACGCAGUAGGUUAUGGCAUUAUAAGGAUUCUAUCAAAGUACUCACAGAAAAGAAUGGUACUGAGACCAUUGAAGGUCUUGUCCUGAACAGGCAUAUGCACCCUGCAAACACUCCUUCAAUAAACUCAAAUGAGACAAUCUUGGAAAGCAAUGCAUUUGCAAGGAUGUGCAAACUGAGACUACUCCAUCUUAGUAAUGUACAACUCAAUGGAUGUUAUAAAGAACUUCCUACAAAAUUGAGAUGGUUGUGUUGGCAUGCAUUUCCUCUGGAUUGUAUACCCACUGAUUUUCCUAUGGCAAACCUGGUUGUUCUUGAAAUGCAUAAUAGCAGCUUGACACAAAUCUGGAAAGGGACCAAAUAUCUUCCAUCAUUGAAGAUCCUUGAUCUCAGCUAUUCUCAUGGCCUUACGGAAACUGCCAGUUUCUCACCUUGUCCCAAUCUAGAGAAACUGGUUCUUGUAGAUUGUGCAGGCCUGAUUAAUGUUCAUGAAUCAAUUGGAAGCCUUGAGAGACUUGUUUACUUGAAUAUGAAAAAUUGCAAAAAUAUUAGGAUGCUUCCGAAGAAUAUUUGUAUGCUGAAGUUACUUGAAACUCUUAUUAUAUCUGGUUGCUCAAAUCUGAAUAUGUUUCCAAUGGAGAUGAUGAAGAACAUGGAAUCUCUUAAAGUGCUGGAAACAAAUGAAAUUCCAAUAAAUCAAUUACGCUUUACCGGUGGUGACAUCAACUCAUCGCCGGGAAGAAGUAUUUGUAUCUUUUGGACUUGUUUACCUCACUCUUUGGUAGAAUUAAGUUUAAGUGGGUGCAAUCUCUUGGAUGAUGGUUUUCCUGGGAAUUUUGGUAACCUAUCCUCAUUGAAGAGAUUAGGCUUACAAGAUAACCCAAUUUGUAGCCUACCAAAUUGCGUCGGAGAUAUGAAGAGGCUUGAUAAACUCUCCUUUUGCUUUUGUAAAAGGCUGAAAUCACUUUUAGGACUACCAAAAGUAGAUGAAUUGUAUGUGUAUGCUUGUCAUUCAUUGGAAAAGAUAACAUAUCAAUCAAGUUUGUGCAAAGUAAACAAUGUCUUUGGUCAAAUGUGUAGCCUAGUUGAGAAUGAAUACAUGUACAAGUUAGAACCCAUUGGAAGUGUUGAUGUAGAAAUGAUCGAUGUUUUGGGGUUGUGCAACUUGGAACCUAUGAGAACCGUUCAGCUGAUGCAACCACAAGCCUCAGAUCAUUAUCUGUGUCCGAUCCAGGGACUGCAUGAAGGUGGCAUAUUCAGCACAUUCCUGUCUGGAAAUGAGGUUCCAGGUCUGUUCAGUCAUAAGAGUACAGAGUCCUCAAUAUCUUUUGUCGUGCCUUUAGCUUGAACAUCUUCGUAGUCUAUGAAAAUAUUGCCAGUGAAACUCCUUACGGUGUCAAUUAUUUGGAUUAUUAUGUACGUAUACCAAUAGUUGCUAAAGUCAGAAAUAAGACCAAGGGUCUGGAGUGGAUCUAUUGCCCAUCAUUCUAUGGUAUACCAGCUGAGGGGGAAGACAUGAUAUGGUUAAGCCAUUGGAAGUUGGAGAAUCAAUUAGAAGGUCGUGAUGAAGUGACUGUUACAGUAUUUAUAUUACCUUGGCGUCAGGUAAAGCAGUGUGGUAUCCAUGUUGUCCACGAGAAAGAAGAGAAUAUGAGUUUACGCAGAAUCAGGGACCCUUGUUAUCCAUAUGUCAUUGGUGGAGAUUUGUCAGGGUCUGAGGUCAUGCCAGGAACAUACUUCCUCUCUAGUCUAGCUAAACCAUUGAUAUAUAAGCCUCAGUUACAUGAGUUCAUUGGAGACUCUGAUACAG